Messenger RNA from Cyanistes caeruleus (blue tit), 1999 nucleotides. The record is from RefSeq and is a predicted model, not a curated record. Lineage: Eukaryota; Metazoa; Chordata; Aves; Passeriformes; Paridae.
GCAGGAGUGAGGGAGGGAUAGUUGUGCAACUGCCUGCUGCAGUUUUUCCCCAUUGCUUUAGCAAGACUUUCAGCUGUAGCUGUGAGAGAGCCCCAAUGGGCCUUGGGCUGCCCCAGCCACCUCUUCCAGGGAUGUUGCACAGGGACUGCAAAGAGCUUGGAGAGUGACCAGACACCAACCCAGAGGUCCUCUGGCCCCUGUGCAGCUUUGGCCAUUGUCCUCCAACAUUUGGCACCCAGGGUCUUACCUGACACCCUUGCAGUGCCCAGUUGUCAAAAGUAGAAGGGGAUCUCAGCACACCAUGGCAGGGUUCUGAUCUGGGCUCCCUUCUAGAUUGGAAUCACAACUUGCAUUAUCCAGAGGCCCUGCUGGAUGAUGGCUUGAAACACUUGAGAAAUGCUGGAGGUGUGUCUGCAGGGAGGACUUUCCCAGCUCCUGGGUUGGUAACUGUACGCAAGCCCGGCUCCCAUCGCAGGGGUCCUCCAAGUGGAAAGAACAAAGCUGCAGGACACCAGAAACUCCAUGUGCCAUCAAAACCCAUGAGGCAAAUGCUGAAGGAAAUGCUGCAGGGAGGACAAGAAGUGGACAGAGCGGCUGUGCUGAAGGCGGCGUUUCCCGGAGGAAGCAGUGGCCCAUGGGCAGCCUCUGCUGCAGGAAGGGAGGCCAUGCCAGGCACAGUCACAGGAGAUUGGAAUCACAACUUGCAUUAUCCAGAGGCCCUGCUGGAUGACAGCUUGAAACACUUGAGAAAUGCUGGAGGUGUGCCUGCAGGGAGGACUUUCCCAGCUCCUGGGUUGGUAACUGUACGCAAGCCCGGCUCCCAUCGCAGGGGUCCUCCAAGUGGAAAGAACAAAGCUGCAGGACACCAGAAACUCCAUGUGCCAUCAAAACCCAUGAGGCAAAUGCUGAAGGAAAUGCUGCAGGGAGGACAAGUGCCCACUACCCCAAGGCAGAAGUGGAUCCCAGCGCACCAUGGACGUGGUUCUGAUCUGUACUGGCUUCUAGACUGGGAUCAGGACAUGGAUUAUCUGGAAGCCCAGCUAGAUGACAGCUGGCAAGACUUGGAGAAUGCUGGAGCCAAGCCUCUUGGUGAAGGUGAUCUGGCUUCCCAACCCACGUCCAGGACUGAGGCUCUGGGAGAUGGCGAGGGUGUGCCUGCAGCGAGGACUUUCCCAGCUCCUGGGUUGGUAACUGUACGCAAGCCCAGCUCCCAUCGCAGGGGUCCUCCAAGUGGAAAGAACAAAGCUGCAGGACACCAGAAACUCCAUGUGCCAUCAAAACCCAUGAAACAAAUGCUGAAGGAAAUGCUGCAGGGAGGACAAGUGCCCACUACCCCAAGGCAGAAGUGGAUCCCAGCGCACCAUGGACGUGGUUCUGAUCUGUACUGGCUUCUAGACUGGGAUCAGGACAUGGAUUAUCUGGAAGCCCGGCUAGAUGACAGCUGGCAAGACUUGGAGAAUGCUGGAGCCAAGCCUCUUGGUGAAGGUGAUCUGGCUUCCCAACCCACGUCCAGGACUGAGGCUCUGGGAGAUGGCGAGGGUGUGUCUGCAGGCAGGACUUUCCCAGCUCCUGGGUUGGUAACUGUACGCGAGCCCGGCUCCCAUCGCAGGGGGCCUCCAAGUGGAAAGAACAAAGCUGCAGGACACCAGAAACUCCAUGUGCCAUCCAAAAUCACUCCGCAAAUGCUGAAGGAAAUGCUGCAGGGAGGACAAGGUGGGUCCAUGUCCCUCAGCCUUCUCCUGAGACUCAGCAGCCAGGGGCUUUCUUUGCACAGCAGGAAGCGGAUCCAUGGCAGCCUCGCUGCCCCACUGUUGCUUUCAUGGCCUGCAGGGCUGUUUCCCAGCCUGGCCUGGCUGCAGCUUCUCCCCAGCCUCUGCAGAAAGGCAUUUGGCAUCAGCAGGCAGGGAGCCCAAAGUGCAGCAAGGGUCAUGCUCACACUGAGAUCCCCUGCAAUUUCUUGGUCCCCAGGUAGAUCAGAAAGGGCAGCUAUUUGGAUGAG